GGUCUCUCUCCACUUUACUCCCUCUCUGUCCACGUUCCUUGCUUGACCAGCUCCUGUUCCUAAACCACUAGCCCUCACCUUCUCCACUGCCACUUUCAGUUUCUCGUACCGUGAGCCCUACUCACCAACGCCAAGAUGGAGGCCGUCAAGAAGAAGAUGCUGAUGCUCAAGCUGGAUAAGGAGAACGCUCUGGAUCAGGCAGAACAAGCGGAGACCGACAGGAAAGCAGCAGAAGACAGAAGCAAACAGCAUGAGGAUGAGCUGAUUCAGAUGCAGAAGAAACUGAAGGGAACUGAUGAUGAGUUGGAUAAAUACUCAGAGGCCCUGAAGGACGCCCAGGAGAAACUGGAGAUAGCUGAGAAGAAAGCUGCAGAUGCUGAGGCAGAGGUGGCCUCUCUGAACAGGCGUAUCCAGCUCGUUGAGGAAGAGUUGGAUCGUGCUCAGGAGAGACUGGCCACAGCCCUGCAGAAGCUGGAGGAAGCUGAGAAGGCCGCAGAUGAGAGCGAGAGAGGGAUGAAGGUGAUUGAGAACAGGGCUCUGAAGGAUGAGGAGAAGAUGGAGCUCCAGGAGAUCCAACUCAAGGAGGCCAAGCACAUUGCUGAGGAGGCCGACCGCAAAUAUGAGGAGGCCUCUCUUCUACUGUUCAUGUGUUUAACAUCAUCUCUGUUACUCUGCCACUGCUGCUGGCUUGUCUUCAUGUCUUUCCUUUGCCCUGUGCCCCUUUCUUUUCUGCUUCCUCCAAAAUCAAAACGGCUGCUCUGUGUAUAUAGCAAAUGUGCUGAGCUGGAGGAGGAGCUGAAAAAUGUCACCAACAAUCUUAAGAGUUUGGAGGCCCAGGCUGAGAAGUAUUCCCAGAAGGAAGACAAGUAUGAGGAAGAAAUCAAGAUCCUCACUGAUAAGCUGAAGGAGGCUGAGACCCGUGCUGAAUUUGCUGAGAGGUCUGUGGCCAAACUGGAGAAAACCAUUGAUGAUUUGGAAGAUGAGCUUUACGCUCAGAAACUCAAGUAUAAGGCCAUUAGUGAGGAGCUGGAUCAUGCCCUCAACGACAUGACCUCUAUGUAAAUUCUGGACUGUUCUGCGGCUGACUGUGACUUCAAGAAAUUCUUCUUCGUCUCCUCUGACUGUCCUUAUUUUUUUUGCUUGCUUCUUCUCUGAUCUUCUGUGUACACUUCUCUUUUCACGUAUUUUUCCAUGUGCUUGUGUCUGUAGUUUCAGUUUCUCCAUUUAAGCCUUGUUCUGUUUCUGCUUUCUUUGAAUUUCUGUUCUUUAGAUGUUCGUUAUCUGCCCCAACAUCUUCUCUUAUCUGGAUCAGACUGUAUUCAGAGACUUGUGUUCUUUGUUUGUCGCUGGUUUUGCUCUCUCUUGUGACCUUUGCUGUAUUUUUCAUGCCUUGUGUCCAUGUUUAUUGAAGGGAGGAAAAAAAGCUCUACUCUUUU
Sinocyclocheilus rhinocerous is the source of this 1436-nucleotide messenger RNA. RefSeq names its product tropomyosin alpha-3 chain-like. The record is from RefSeq and is a predicted model, not a curated record. NCBI's taxonomy places the organism in Eukaryota, Metazoa, Chordata, Actinopteri, Cypriniformes, Cyprinidae. The transcript has 9 exons. The coding region runs from base 136 to 1062 and encodes 308 amino acids.